AUGACAAACUCUGGGAGUCCAUUGAUUGCUUGUUUUGGGGAGAUGCUCAUCGAUUUCGUGCCUGACACCGCCGGAGUAUCCUUGGCCGAGUCUCAGGGGUUCCUUAAGGCCCCGGGUGGUGCACCUGCUAAUGUUGCUUGCGCCAUUACCAAGCUCGGUGGUAACACUGCAUUCAUCGGCAAGGUUGGAGAAGACGAGUUUGGGCGAAUGUUGGUGGAUAUCUUGAAGAAGAACAGGGUGAACACCGAUGGAGUGUUGUUCGAUCAGCAUGCGAGAACAGCAUUGGCAUUUGUUACUCUCAAGAGCAAUGGAGAGAGGGAAUUCAUGUUUUACAGGAACCCUAGCGCGGACAUGCUGCUGAAGGAAUCGGAGCUGAACAUUGGCCUGAUCAAGCAGGCCACGAUCUUCCAUUAUGGUUCCAUAAGCCUGAUAACCGAGCCAUGCAAAUCUGCUCACAUGGCUGCCAUGAAGGCCGCCAAGCAGGCUGGGAUUCUGCUGUCGUAUGACCCGAACGUCCGGCUGCCUCUAUGGCCUUCGGCAGAGGCUGCCAGGACUGGCAUCAAAAGUAUCUGGCGUGAAGCUGAUUUCAUCAAGGUUAGCGAUGAUGAGGUAGCAUUCCUUACAGGAAAAGAUCCCGAAAACGAAGAGGCAAGCUUCAAAGGAAAGGUUGAUGGAUUUGCAGUUAAGACAGUUGACACCACUGGGGCUGGCGAUUCUUUUGUUGGGGCACUUCUGGUUUCCGUAGCCAAAGAUCCUUCUAUUUUUCAGGAUGAAGGGAAGCUGAAAGACGUUCUGACAUUCGCAAAUGCUUGUGGAGCUCUUUGUACAACCCAGAAAGGAGCAAUCCCAGCUCUUCCGACCCCCUCGGAUGCCCACGCACUCAUUGCCCAUUCCAGAAGCAAAUAG
This is a messenger RNA of Ilex paraguariensis (yerba mate), 906 nucleotides long. The record is from the annotation of a GenBank genome assembly. NCBI's taxonomy places the organism in Eukaryota, Viridiplantae, Streptophyta, Magnoliopsida, Aquifoliales, Aquifoliaceae.